This is a messenger RNA of Haliotis rufescens (red abalone), 5605 nucleotides long. RefSeq names its product nuclear pore complex protein Nup155-like. Gene Ontology annotation, cellular component: nuclear pore inner ring; nuclear pore. The transcript has 37 exons. The record is from RefSeq and is a predicted model, not a curated record. The coding region runs from base 148 to 4314 and encodes 1388 amino acids. Gene Ontology annotation, biological process: transcription-dependent tethering of RNA polymerase II gene DNA at nuclear periphery; RNA export from nucleus; protein import into nucleus. Gene Ontology annotation, molecular function: structural constituent of nuclear pore. Lineage: Eukaryota; Metazoa; Mollusca; Gastropoda; Lepetellida; Haliotidae.
CUCUUAUGAAUGAAUGUCCGCUAGACGGCGCUGCAGUAUUCGAAAAUGGCGGCAUUCAAAAGGAAAGCAUGAGGAUUUGAUUGAUAUAUAUCGGCUACUCAAACUAAGCGUUAUUUUCACAUUCUAAGUGUCCGACCACCCGCCAACAUGGUGUCCAUGAUGGGCGGCAUCCCCCCUCUGACCCUCCAGGACGUACUGGACAGUGCUGGACGCCAGAUCGACAAACAUCUACAGGAAGACAAAAAUUACCUCGACCUGUCUGAACUGCUGAGAAUUCCCUCACAUAGUCAGCCAACCCAGAGUGGACUGAUGGACAUUGACUACCCGAGCCUGCUGGAGGCGGGCAUGGGGCUGGAGGGGCUGACCGAGAUGACCAGCAUCAAGAGGGUGCCUCUACCCCCGGAGCUUGUCGAACAGUUUGGACGCAUGCAGUGCAACUGUAUGAUGGGCUUGUUCCCGGACAUUGAGAGGGCGUGGCUAACCAUUGACAGUGACAUCUUUGUUUGGAAGUAUGAGGAUGGGACUGACCUUGCUUACUUCGAUGGUUUGAAUGACACCAUCCAGUGUGCAGCUCUUGUAAAACCCAAACCAGGUAUCUUCCAGCCUCACAUCCAGUACCUGCUGUGUCUGGCAACAGCUGUGGACAUCGUCCUGCUCGGCGUCAGCUUCGCCAGACCUUUUGAAGGGAGCAGCCAUGAUGCAGGUGUCGGGGAGAUGCACCUCCUACCUGACCCCCUCUUUUCCAUCCCCACCGACAACACUGGCAUCUUCAACAUUGCGGGGGCUGACAACGGACGGAUCUUCAUGGCAGGGAAGGAUGGUUGCCUCUACGAGCUAGCCUACCAGGCUGAAGACGGCUGGUUCAGUCGCAAGUGCCGCAAGAUCAACCACUCCACCAGCAAGCUGUCUUUCCUUGUACCCUCCAUAUUUAACUUCAGUGAGGAUGAUCCAUUGGAACAAAUCUGUAUUGACAACUCCAGGAACAUCCUGUAUGCACGCUCGGAGAAGGGUACGAUUCAGGUGUUUGAUCUCGGUGAAGAUGGAAGGGGGAUGGGGAAGGUGGCGGCGCUGUCCCAGAACACAGUCAUGAUGCAUGCCGCCGCCGUGGCCAGAACUGUGGAGAGGUCCAACUUCAAGCAGAUAGUUCACCUGGCGGUCGUCACCAAGUCGGAGUCCUACAACAUCCACCUCGUUGCAGUCACUCAGUCAGGUGUGCGUCUGUAUUUCACAACCAAUCAGUUUGGGUCCAGCAAAGGUCGGCCGAGCCUCCUGACCCUGGUGCAUGUGCGCCUGCCCCCCGGGUUCUCCGCCUCCUCUACUACACAGAGACCCAGCAACAUCCACAUGGCCUACCAUCACAGAGACACCCUGAUGUUAGUGGCCCCGCAGAAUGACGACAAUGACAUGUUGUGGGCCAUCAGCAGCGAUUCCUUCCCUUUCCAGAACCAACUCAUGGAAACACAGAUGACAUUGCCGGUUGACGGUAAGACCUGGGCUAUGUGCGAGUCCACCAUCCCCCACCUGCCCCUGCCUGCAGCCACAAGGUCGUUGUCAUCUCGGCCAGACCCUCCGUCAGUCGUCACACAACACGUAAAGCCCCCACGCAGGUUCAUUGUCCUCAGUGCACAGGGAAGUCACAUCCUCCAGAAACUGCGGCCAAUGGAACAGCUUCAGCAGCUGCUCAUCGAGUGCCAGGGGCCAGAUGCUGAUGAGGUCAAGGGCUUCUUCCGGCUGCAUCGGAUUGAGCUUGCCUGCGCCACCUGUCUGGCUAUAGCGUGCUCUCGACCACUGGCAGACCAGCAGGUCGGGGACUGGGCGAGGAUGGCGUUCUUCAUGUACGGCGGGGAAGCUCAGUAUAACUUCAGUGUCCCUUCCUUCGGAGGACACAUGGCUGCAGCCAACAUCGGACCAGCAUCCUUCUCUUCUGGUCCUAUGGGGUCAGUGCCUGCCUCUCUCAGUAGCACUGUAAUCUACAGUCCCACCUCCCAUGGGACCAGUUUUGCUCCUUUUGCCACCCCUAUGCCAGGUAUGCAGCCUGCCCACAUGUCGACACCAGCUCCACACAGCUUCCAGCAGCCCUUCUACCAACCAGGACUUACCUCCCUUGGCAGCCACUCCCAGGAAGUCAUAUACUCCGGCAAACAUAAUGGCAUCUGUAUUUACCUCAGCAGAAUCCUCAGGCCCUUCUGGGAUUCCCAAGUGACGACGGAGUUCCCCUGUCAGACACCUCAAGGGAUGGUCACCUACUUGACCAGCAGCUACAGCAGCGACAACAUCACCACCACUCUGGAGCUUGUGCGGGACCUCCUCGACUUCAUGGACUUCAACUCCAGGUUCGACUCCGGCGGCCCGAUAGAUAGCAUGAUGCCGAUGAUGCAGUUUCAGUCUCGUAUGGUGGGGCCACUGGAUGAGCAGACAAAGAAGAAACUGCAAGCGGAGGCCCAGAGGCAGGAGAAGAUCUCCCUCCAGCACAUCCAGGACGUGCUGCACCGUGUAGAGGAGGUCCUGGGGCUGUGGAAGGUCCUGUUUGAUCACCAGUUCCAUGUCAUCGCCUCCGGGCUCACCAAGGAUCAACAGAAUCAGCUCCGGUCAAUGUCUUUCAAGCAGCUUGUCAUCAGUGGGAAGGAGAUGUGUAAUUCCUUGAUCACAUGUCUCAUCAAUCGUUACCUUGACGACAAUGCAACAAUAGAUGCCAUCAGCAAGAAGCUGAGAGAAGUUUGUCCAUCACUGUACAGUUCUGAUGACGCUACAUGUUCUAAGUCCAACGAGUUGCUGCAGGCGGCCCGAGUCAACCAGAACCAGCAGGAGAAGAGGAAGCAGCUGAAUGAGGCGCUCCGGCUGUACAAGAAUGUGAACACCCCCCUGCAGCUGCCAGCUGUGUGUAGCCAGUUCGCCAACAUCAACUUCUAUGAGGGCAUCGUUGAGCUGUGUCUGACAGAGGCUCGUAAACUUGACCCGCAGGACCUGGCCUCUCACUUCUACCAGAACGGGGAGCCCCCAGAAGACACCCAGGGAUUCCAGGCUUACUACCACAGGAUGGAGUGCUACAAGUGCAUCACCGAGAUCCUGGGCUACCUGUGGUCUGCUAGUGUGUCCCACCCCCAGGCUCCCAGUGUACCCAAGUCCCCCGGCCCCCCUCCAGCCCCCGACCCCAGCCGUGUCGCUGCCCCUCAGGCAGACCAAUAUAGGACCGACAUCCUAAGGAUGGCCCUCAAGUCGGAGGAUGCUCUGUUCCACACAUCCCUGUACGACUGGUUCUUCAUCACCAACAACUCAGAGAAACUUCUGGAGAUUCAGACCCCCUAUGUGGAAGCCUAUCUGAAGCGGAAGACACAGCUACACUCUGGCAAUGUGGAGGCUCUUGACAUGCUGUGGAAGUACUAUGAGAAGAUCCAGAACUUCCCCUCCGCAGCUAAGAUCUUGUCCCAGCUGGCGGAGAGACACAGCAUGGACGUGCCCCUGCAGCAGCGGAUCGAGUACCUGUCCCGGGCCAUCAUGUGUGCCAAGAGCUCCACGUCCAGGAUAAUGUCGGCCGCAGGGGGAGAGUUUCUGCACGAGCUGGAGGAGAAGAUGGAGGUGGCCCGACUACAGCUGCAGGUACAGAAGGCGCUGGCCAAGUCCCUCGGUCCGGCCAUCCCACACGGUGACACCAGGGGACUCCUGGUCAGACUGGACUCUGAACUGCUGGACAUCACCACGCUGUAUGAAGAGUAUGCAGACAGGUUUGACCUCUCUGAGUGCAAGCUGGCCAUCGUCCACUGUGCUGGACUCUACGACAAUGCCCUGAUUGACAACCUGUGGCAGAGUAUAAUUGAUAAAGACUUUGCUACCAAUUCAGCAGCGGCCGCCCAAGUCCGAGUGACCAACAUCAGCAAUCAUCUAGUCAGUGUUGCUAAGAUCUAUGUCAAUACUGAGAGAUACUUUCCUGUGGCCUUCAUCAUUCGGCAUCUGGAACAGAAGAGUUGUGAGCUGAACUUUGACCCUAACUGGGUGUUCCGGGCGAUGCUGGAUAUCGGUGUGGCUCCGCCCAAACUGCUGGAGAUAUAUGACAGGAUGUUCAAGUCAAGGGAUCCGUACUGGCAGACAAGACAGAAGCCCCUGCACCUGCUGGUGGUGCUGCUCAGCUUCCUGGCUCACUACUCCAACAACCCCAACAUCAUCCCCACACUGGAGAGACGGCGUUUCUCGACGGUGUGUUUGGAUGCUGUGUCCAGCUACCUGGUGGAACUCCAGGCCAGGAGCAGCGCUGACCAGACGGUCAAGAGGCUUAUCAGUCAGUUCAAGAGUCUCCAGUCCAAGCUGGAGAGGUUAUAGGACAACAUCACCUGUAGAUGUAUUGUACAGCUGAGUCCUCAAGGCCUUCAAAGAAGACUGCAACAUCCUAGAUUACUAAGGAUAUGCAUGCGACAUACUCAGCUCAAUGACUGUAUAAGGGUUGGCUGGGGAAUGAUAGGAAGAGUGGAAGUGUAAAAGUGUAAGCCAGGUACGUGUGAGCCUGUGGAAGUCUCCCGGCAUGAAUACAAAGAUGUCUGCAGAUCUGAACAGAGUCUGAAGUUCCGGAUGAGAAUGGAUGCUUAUCAGGAUGAUUCAGAACUUGGUAAUCAGAAAGUCGUGGAUAGCAGUGGACAUGGAAAAACUUCAUGUUGCAAUGAGAGCCUUAAACAGUAAUGUCUAUGUUGAUGUCCAGUUUAAAUGAAGAAAAUGUUUAACUGAGUCAUUACACUGACGGCAGUUUUUGAGGGAGUGAUGUGGUUGAAGGACUUAUGGCUGAACAUGUAUGAACACCUGCGGCUGAACAAGUAUGAACACCUGAGGCUGAACAUGUGUGAACACCUGCGGCUGAACAUGUGUGAACACCUGCGGCUGAACAUGUAUGAACACCUGCGGCUGAUCAUGUAUGAACACCUGCGGCUGAACAUGUAUGAACACCUGUGGCUGAACAUGUAUGAACAACUGUGGCUGAACAUGUAUGAAAAGCAGAACUCUGAUCAGGUUACAGCAAAUGUGAUGUGUAAUGAAAUUGAUUUUAUUGUCCUGUAUCAGUAUUAUGAAAAAAUAAUAGGUUAUGUAUUCCAAGUUGAAGUUCUGCAAUGUUCAGUGUGAGAUGGAUGUGUGUACAGAAUGGGACAGCCAGGAAGGAUACAAGGGGCUGUUUGUGUUGAAUGAGAGAUUUGUUGAUACAAUGGGACCGAAAUGUGCUAUUAUAUUGUGCUAAGCUGUCAUAUAUACUACUCAAAAGUUAAAAAACACCCAACUUUUUCAUUUCACUUGUUACGUCAUGUCAUGAAACAAUCGAUAGUAUGCAUGGAUCACUGCAUCGCUGGAUGUUGUAAUUAUCAUUGUGAAAUAUGUACAUGUUAUAAUGUGGACCUAUGUCAUUUCUUAUGUAAAUCAUGGUUUUAUUACAAAACAGAUUACAAACUUAAUUAAGUGUUAUUCUGGUGGUAAAUGCAUAUUGAUAAAACUUUGGAAUCAUUCACAAUUAAAUUCUUUCUCAUUUACGUUUUUAGAUCAUGAGUCCCAAGGCGUUAUUGUGUAAAAAGAACAAAAAUAUGUGUAUAUAGAUAAUUGAAGUGAGGUUGGUGCUCAAUAAAUGUGGUAUGAA